CACAGGGCUGGCAUUCAGCUAAGCAGGCAUGUAAAUUUAGCUUCGUGAAAGGCAUGCCAUGGAUUAUGUCUUGGGACUCUCAGAUUUCGUCUUCAGAGGAGCGAUUGUGAUGCAUGGAGAGCUGAUUUCAGGGUAGCCAUGCAGGUGUUAAUAGGUGGGAGAUAUUCCAAUCACACUGCAAUCUGAACUCACGUCUACAGUCACGUCUCUUGAGAUCUCUCUUGCUCCCUGUGCGCUGGAGAGAAACUUUGAGGAACUUUUCAAUUGAUUACGGAUGAACGUUUGAGAGGUUAGGAGUGGUAUGUGACAACUGAGCCGCGACAGAGAAGUCUAUAAUACGGGAUCCAUUGUGUGAAGUUUGAGAAGGCGUCAUGGAUACAUUAGCUUUAGAGGCAAAAAGUGCUAAGAGCGAUGGUGCACCAGCCCCCGCUCCUUCAGCCAAACCCAGACCAAAACCUCCUAAAAAACCUAAACGCAUCGUUUACUUCGAGGUGGAGAUUGUGGCUGCCAAGACCAAGGAGAAACUGUUACUUCUGGAUAAGGUUGAGCCAACAGCAACUAUAUUGGACAUUAAGUCUAUGUUUCACAAAUCAAAUCCACAUUGGUAUGCUGCCAGACAGUCUUUAUGCCUGGACCCAAAAGGAAAACCCUUACGAGAUGAGGAAAUCCUGCAGGAGCUUCCUGUGGGAACCACUGCAACCUUCUACUUCAAAGACUUGGGAGCCCAGAUUGCCUGGGGAACUGUGUUCCUAAUCGAGUGCAUUGGACCUCUUGUCAUAUACCUGCUGUUUUAUUUUCGACUGCCUCUCAUCUAUGCUCCCAAGUAUGAAUUCACCACCAGUAAACAUUGGGUUGUGCAUAUAGCCUGUAUGUGUCACACUUUCCAUUAUGCGAAGAGAAUCUUGGAGACGUUAUUUGUCCAUCGCUUUUCUCAUGGUACCAUGCCAAUGCGCAACAUUUUCAAAAACUGUUCCUAUCACUGGUGCUUUGCAGCAUGGAUGGCAUAUUACAUCAAUCACCCUCUCUACACACCUCCAUAUUAUGGAGAAAGGCAGGUGAAAACAGCACUUGGAAUCUUUCUGUUCUGUCAACUUGGCAACUUCUCAAUUCACAUGUCUCUGAGAAAUAUCAAGCAAUCUGGAUCUAAGGUGAAGAAGAUUCCUUAUCCAACCAAGAAUCCAUUCACGUGGAUAUUUGCACUUGUUUCAUGUCCAAACUACACAUAUGAGGUGGGAGCUUGGCUUGGAUUCACGCUGAUGACCCAGUGUGUCCCAGUGUUAUUCUUCACCGUGGUGGGAUUUUUACAGAUGACAGUUUGGGCCAAAGGGAAACAUCGCAGCUACCUAAAAGAGUUUAAAGAGUAUCCCACACUGCGCUCCCCAAUCUUACCUUUCAUCUUAUAGCCUACACUGAAAAUCCCAGUCAAUGAGAAUGAAUGCUUCGCAACAUCAGUAAAGAUUGUCUCCAAAACUAACAAUCCCAUUCAUUUUGCUAUAGUAAAAUAUAUUUUAAGUGAUAAAUAAAAAUGGUCAAGAGUCAUACAAUGAACUCUGAGGUUGUAGUAAGUCUGGGGUUCUGUAGUGUAGACGACCAAGUCAACCUUAUUUCUUCAAUUCAUGUUUAAUAGCCAAAUGGUUAGUAUCAUUUUAUUUGUUAGUAAAAAUACAUUUUAAAUUACAAUAGGGCUUAAGGCCAAUUAUACGCAACCCGAUAUUUCUUUCAUUAUAAAAAUGCCAUAAAAUGACCACCUUACAUGGUGUAAAGGAAAUACCCAUGCAUUCAAGAUGUUUCAACCAUGAU
Triplophysa rosa is the source of this 1800-nucleotide messenger RNA. RefSeq names its product trans-2,3-enoyl-CoA reductase a (gene tecra). Lineage: Eukaryota; Metazoa; Chordata; Actinopteri; Cypriniformes; Nemacheilidae. The record is from RefSeq and is a predicted model, not a curated record. The transcript has 11 exons. The coding region runs from base 372 to 1403 and encodes 343 amino acids. Gene Ontology annotation, molecular function: oxidoreductase activity, acting on the CH-CH group of donors. Gene Ontology annotation, biological process: very long-chain fatty acid biosynthetic process.